Messenger RNA from Symbiodinium pilosum, 253 nucleotides. Lineage: Eukaryota; Dinophyceae; Suessiales; Symbiodiniaceae. The record is from the annotation of a GenBank genome assembly.
GACCGCAGUCGUAGCCGCUCGCGCAGCCCCGGGCGACCGAAGCGACCUGAAGACUACGGAGUGGAUACGCUAAAGAUCACUGAUGACGACGCCGCCUUCAUCCUGGGCAAGGGUGGCAAGACGAAGGAGAAGAUCGCAAAAGUGGCCGAGGCAGAAAUCGAGCUCUUCGAGCGCGACCUAAUUUUGGAGAUCCGCGGAAGCAAGCUCCAGCGGAAGAGGGCCAAGAAGUACUGCGAGGGUGUCAUGGCCCAGC